Molecule: messenger RNA, 2271 nt
Organism: Mirounga angustirostris (Northern elephant seal)
Lineage: Eukaryota; Metazoa; Chordata; Mammalia; Carnivora; Phocidae
Product: proline-rich protein 36-like
Exons: 5
Coding region: 1-2271 (756 amino acids)
Source: RefSeq, a predicted model, not a curated record
AUGCAUGCCAACGCUGCUUGCCUACCACCACCGCUGCCGGCACCGCCGGCCUACCGCUGCCACCUGCCAAUCGCCACAGCUGCCGCCUGCCUAAUGCUGCUGUCUGCCACAUGCCUGCCCCCGCUGCCUGCCUGCUGCUCCCGCCUGCUAUAUCCUUGCACCACCCGCGGCCCUUACCUGCCGUGGUCUGCCUGCCAGCCGCUGCUUACUGCAGCCUGCACCUGCUACCUCUUACCUGCCGCCACUGCCUGCCUACCGCUGGCGCCUGCAGCCCGCUGCCCCCACUGCCUGCCUCCGCUGCAGCCUGCCUCCUCCUGCCACCUUCCCCCGCCACCUGCCUCCGCUGUCUCCCGUGGCUUCCUGCCACUGCCGCCUGACACCGCUGCCGCCGCUUCCUGUUGCCGCCUGCCUGACGCCACUGCUUACCACAACCUGCCCGCGCUGCCGCCUGCUGCCACUGCCGCCUGCCUUCGCUUCCUGCUGGGGCUGCCUGCUACUACCUACCACCACCGCCUGUCUGCCAAACCUGUCUGCCGCCGCCCGGCAUCCUUGCCUGUGUCCCCCUGCCUCCGCCUGCCUGCCCGCACCCCCUGCCACCGCUUACCGGUGCCUACCGCCACCACCUGCCACCACCACCACCACCUGCCUACCGCGGCCGCCUGCAGCCCGCUGCCGACGUUGCCUGCCACCGCCUGCCUGCCCCCACUGCCCGCUGCCCGCCACGGCCCGCUGCCGCUUCCUUACCACCGCCGCCUGCUGCCGCUUACCACUGCCCGCCACCGCAGCCCGCCACCACCGCAUGCCUACUACUGCCGCCUCCCAACAGCUGCAAUUCCCGCCUUCCUAACACUGCUGCCUGCGGCCACCACCUGUCCCCGCCACCCGCCUGCCACUGCUUCCUGCCACCACCGCCUGUUGCCAUCUGCGGCUACUGCCACCCGCCUCCGCUGCCUAACCUCGACGAUGCCUGCCAAUGUUGCCUGCCUACCGCCGCCACCUGCUGCCGCUGCCCCCCUGCAGCCCACUUGCCCCCACCGCCUGCCGCUGCCGACUGACGCCGCUGCCCUCUGCUGCCCUCACUGCCGGCCGCCGCUGCGGCCCGCCUCCCCCUGCCACCUGCCCCUGCCGCCUGCCGCCGCUUUCUGCAACUGCUUACGGCCGGCUGCGAAUGUCAGCCGCCGCUUCCUGCCUGGCCCCUGCAGCCUGCAGCCCGCCACGGCCUGCUGCUGCUUACCUACCACCGCCGCCUACCACCGCCUGCUGCCACUUACCACUACCCGCCACGGCAACCCACAGCCACCACGUGCCUACCGCUGCCGCCUACCUAACGCUGCUGCCUGGCCCUGCCGCCUGCCGCCGCUUCCUCCCGCCGCUUACCACUGCCUGCCCCCGUCUGCCACCUCUUGCCACCGCCGCCCCCUGCCUGCCCCUAGCCGGGGCCUGCCAGCCACCAGCACCUGCCCCCACCACCUGCCCACCGCCGCUUCCUGCCGCCACCGCCUGUUGCCGCCUGCGGCUACUGCCUACCGCCAAAGCUGUAGUCUGCCUGCAACUGCCUGCCACCUGCCUGCCGCAGCCUGCCUGCCCCCGCCCCCUGCCGCCGUCGCCGUCUGCUACCUCCUUCCACCACCCGCCGCCCUUGCCUGCCUGCCGUUGCUUACCACAGCCUGCCACCGCUUCCUGUCGCCGCCUACAAUCGCCUACCGCCGGCGCCUGCUGCCAACCUUGCCUGCCGCCGCCCACCACACUUCACUACUGCUGACGCCGCUGACGCCGCUGACGCCGCUGACGCCGCUGACGCCGCUGACGCCGCUGACGCCGCUGACAUGCCCGCCUGCGCUUCUGGCGCCCCUCCCCACGCUGACACACGCUGCCAAAGCUGACCCGCCUGCUGCUGACCCCGCCCCUAUCGCGGCGCCUACUUCCCCCACCGCCGCUGCAGCCGCAGACGCCACCCGCUGGUGCUGUCACCGCCGCCACCUCUGCUGCUGCCCGCCGCCACCUGUCACUGACUGCCACCACAUGCCUGCUGCUGCCUGCCACCGCCGCCUGCCACCGCCUGCCUGCUGCCACCACCAGUCACUACUACCACUGCCGUCUGCCACUGCCGCCCCCUGCUGCCGCUUACCUCUGCCUGCCACCGCCACCUGCCUUCUGCCACCCACCGCCCUUGCCUGCGCCUCCAGCCUGCUGCCCGCCGGCAUCCGUGGCCGCCUGCCUGCCGCCGCCGUCUGCUGCCGCAGCCUGGCUCCACCGGGCCCAGCUACCUAA